Molecule: messenger RNA, 1699 nt
Organism: Cuscuta epithymum
Lineage: Eukaryota; Viridiplantae; Streptophyta; Magnoliopsida; Solanales; Convolvulaceae
Source: the annotation of a GenBank genome assembly
GUUUAUUUCAAGAUUUGUUUGAUGUUAGAAAUUCAUCUCAAAAAGGUUCUUCCAAAGUUAUCCUUCAAUCCCGGACUGGACCCAGGUAGGCAGCAGACCGCCGCGAGAACCACUACGUCUCCCUCGCUUCUCCGGAGGGGUUGCUGCCUAUAUACUCCAAAAUCCAACACCAUAAAAGCACCACCCAUAGCUUUUUCAAUCUAAUAAAAAGGGUUUAAACUCCUAGUGGGGCAAAAAAAAAGAAAACAAGAUCCACCUCGAAUCCCUCCUCUUCCUCUGUCUAAAAACAUCAAACCUCCUUUCUGAGAAAGAUUUCAUCUUUUCUCUGAUUCUGCAACUAUUUCUCCCAUUUUCGUCUAUCUACUGUACAAUUCUUCUCUCAGUCAGCGGUUUAAUUUCUUGGAUUCCGGCGGGUCGGAAAUCGAAGAUUAUCCGGCGAGCUCUGUGUGGAAAUCAGAGGUGGUGAAAUGAGGGAGGAUGACUCGAAUUGGUUUGCCAAAUGGGAAGAUGAACUUCCUUCUCCGGAUGAGCUCACCCCCAUAUCUCAAACCCUAAUCACCCCUGAUCUGGCCAUCGCUUUCGAUAUCCAGAAUCCCCAAUCUCACCCGCCGCCGUCCUCACAGGCGCCGUUGAUGGCGGACUCCUCCGCGGAAUUCGACUCCGAAUUGGGCUGUGGAGGCGGGGGCGGUGGCGGGCCUUCGGGUUCCGGCGGGGGAGACGAGCCGGCCCGGACCCUGAAAAGGCCCCGCCUUGUGUGGACCCCGCAGCUCCACAAGAGGUUCGUCGAUGCGGUGGCGCACCUGGGGAUCAAGAAUGCCGUCCCCAAGACUAUAAUGCAGCUGAUGAGUGUGGACGGGCUGACUCGCGAGAACGUCGCCAGCCAUUUGCAGAAGUACAGGCUUUAUCUGAAGCGUAUGCAGGGUCUCUCUAAUGGCGGCGGCGGCGGCGGCAGCAGUUCUGCAUCUGGAGGGGUGGAUCCGGCGACGGACCAUCUGUUCGCAAGUUCUCCGGUGCCGGCGCAUUUCUUGCACCCCGUCAGGUCCAACUCCGACCAUUUCUUGCCGUUUGUCCCGGUUGUCUCCCCCUCCGCCGCAAUGCAACACCCCGGCCACCACAUGGCCGCCGCCGCGGUGGUCGGACACCACCACCCGCAGCUCCAGCAACCGUAUGGGCUUUUCGGGUCGCCGCCAAACGGGCACUUUGACCACUCUUCAUUCUUGUCCAGACAAUCACAUCAGCAAAUCCAUAGGAUAGGAGGAGCACCGUAUUUGGAUGAUGUGGAAUCCGCCACGUCAUCUCACCGGAGAAAGGUUCUGACCCUGUUUCCUACCGGCGGCGAUUAAAUUCAGGAACUGUACGUUUAUCCUUUUUCUUGUCCAGCACAUGUAUAGAUUAUUUUGAACAUUUCAAGUUUGGAAUAAUAUUCCUUUCAUGUUAUAGCUGUAGAGUUAUGAUCUGUUUUUUUGUGUGGAUGGGUGUCAUUCCAAAAUUGUCAAUCCCCUGAUCAGAAUUCAGUGUUCCUUCUUCAAGUGAUUUUGUGUGAAAUGUUAAGCUGGAUCUGGUGGAUAUGUUGGAGGGUACUAUUGUAAUUAUGAUUUGGUGGGCAGUCUUGUACCUUUUUUUUGUUGCCUACCAGUGAUCUUGGCCUUUGUUGAUAUGAUGAUAUCCAUCCUCACAUGCAAUAGUGUUGUUCUUACUU